AUUUCAAAAGUCUUGAAUCAGCUGCUUGGCUGGCAUUUGUGGUACUCACACUAAACUGUAUUGACCAACUGAAGCAGGAUGAAUAAUGUAAAAAGGGACCAACCUCACCAGGAUUUUGAGGAGAUGUCUGCGCUUAGCAAGAAAGAAGACAAUGUUCCAGAAAUCAUAGGAACCCGAUGUUUGCGGAACCGAGAGCUCCUCAGGAAAAGAAAAGCUGAAGCUCAAGAAAGACAAACACCACAGUUGCUUGGAUCACAAAAUCAAAGCAAACGACAAAGAACAGCAAAAAGCCGAGGCCAACCACAAACUAAAGAAGCAAAGAAGGAGCCUUCCCUACAAGUUGUGAGUGUGGAACAGGAAGAAAAAGCAAAGAAAGAACUACCAUGUCUACAGCAACAGGAGUCACUGGUGACUGCCACCAAGGACUUUGACUCUACAGAAAACCAAGAAGCAACUGUGAUAGAACAAGUCCCUAAAACAUAUCAACAUGAAGCUAUGCCGCAAAACUACACAACAGAAACAUACCAAGAAACUUCUGAGUCUAAAGAUCUCUCUCCUAAAACAUGCCAGGAAACAGCUGUAUCUGAAAACCAUACAUCUACAGCAUACCAAGAAACCACUGUAUUUAAAGAGAUGCCUCCUACAACAUGCCAAGAAGCAGUUGAACCUGUAUCUUUCUCUCUUAAAAGGUAUCAAGAAAAAUCUCUUUCUAAAGAUUGCCCUCCAAAAAUAAGACAAGAAACAGUCAUCACUGGAAAUUCUGAACCUAAGGGAUGCCAAGAAGCAGCUGUAGCUGAAGAGCUUUUUCCUGAAACAUGCCAGGAAACAGCUUUGCCUGAAAAGCAUACCUCUACAACAUACCAAGAAACCACUGGGUUUAAAGAACUGUCUCCUAACACAUGCCAAGAAACAGAUGUAUGUGAAUCUUUCUCUCCUAAAAGAUAUCAAGAAAAACCUCUUCCUAAAGAAUGCUCUCCAAAAAUACAUCAAGAAACAGCUAUCCCUCAAAACUCUGCACCUACAAGAUUCCAAGAAACAAUUGUCCCUGGAGAGCUUUCUCCUAAACCGUGUCAAGAAAUAGAUGUGUCUGCAAAAAGCACCCUUGAAACCUACCAAGAAGCCUCUGCACUAGAAGGUCUUUCUCCUCAAAAAAGCCAAGAAGUAGCUGUGCCUGAAAAGCAUACCUCUACAACAUACCAAGAAACCACUGGGUUUAAAUCACCAUCUCCUAAAACAUACCAAGGAACAGUUGUAUGUGAAUCUUUCUCUCCUAAAAGAUAUCAAGAAACAGAUGUUUUUAAAGAUUGCUUUCCAAAAAUACAUCAAAAAACAGCUAUCACUGAAAAUACUCUUGACACAUACCAAGAAAUGGAUGUGCCUGAAGAUCUCUCUCCCAGACCGUUCCAAGAAAGAAUGAGAACUGAAAAUUCUUCACUGAAAAGAUGCCAGGAAACAGCCACUUGUGAAGCAUUUUCUUCUAAAACAUGCCAAGAGAUAGCUGUGCCUGAAAAAAACACCCUAAAAACUUGCCAAGAGAUAGUUGUACCUGGAUCUUUCUCUUCUAAAAGAUACCAAGAAACAGCUGUUCCUAAAGAUUGCUCUCUGAAAACACACCAAGAAACAGCUAUCACUGAAAACUAUGCACCCAAGAGAAGCCAAGAAACAGCUAUUCCUGGAGAAGUUUCUCCAAAAACAUACCGGGAAACAGCUGUAUCUGAAAAAUACACCCUUAAAACAUACCAAGAAACAGCUGUGCCAGAAAAACAUACCUCUAUAACAUGUCAAGAAGCAGUUGUGCCUAAAGAUUGCUCUCCUGAGACAUGCCAGGAAAGAGCAAUGUCUGAAAAAGAUGUUCCUAAAAUGUAUCAAGGAACAACUGUGUGUGAAAGUAGCUUCCCUAAAUCAUUCCAGGAAAUAGAGGUACUGGAAGAACAUACCUCUAGCACACACCAAGAAACAGCUGUGCCCAAAGAUCUUCCUCCUAAAACACACCAGGAAAGAGUUAUGCCUGAAAAAUAUACCCCUAAAGCCUACCAAGAAAUAGCCGGACAUGAAGUUUUUUAUACUAAAACAUGCCAGGAAAAAAAUGUAUUUGAAAAGCAGGCCCUUAAGAUGUCUCAAGAAAGGAUUGUGCCUGAAGAUCCUUUGCUUAAAAAAUGCCAAGAAAGAAAUGGAAUUAAAGAGUAUCCUUUGGAAACAUACCAAGAUACCAAGAUGGCCAAAGAUCUCACGCCUAAUAUCAGCCAGAAAAUAUCUGUGUUUGAAAAAUAUGUCCCUAAAACAUACCAAGAAGCAGAUAUGCCUAAGACUCUUUUGGCUAAAAUAUGUCACAAGACAGCUGGUCCUGAAGAACGUCAUACUGAAACAUGCCUCCCAAAUGAUAUACCUGAAGUUCAGGAUCCUGGAACACAUGGAGAAACUGCUACAGCAAUCAUUUGCCUUCCAAAGUUGAAAAAAAUAACAAAAGCAGAGGAACCAGAAAAGCCUGCAAUUCUGAAUCUUUCCCAGGAGGAUAAUGCAGAGAUUGAUUACUACAGAUUUCAACAACUACCUCAACCAUAAUAGUUUUAAACUAAAGAUAUAGUAUUCUAAUGUUUUAAAUGCACAAUUUCUCUAAGUGCAAUAAAGUAUAGAUCUCUAUGAUAUUCAAUAAUAAUUUAAUUCAAGGGUAUUUUCCUAUUUGCACUCUAUAUUUAACAAAUCUAAAGACCUGUCUUCAGCUAUGGUGACUCAUUUGUGUGUGCUGGGGAAUUAGGGAUAGUUUGGAGCAGAUUGGAUAAGGGUGGGAGGAAAAGGGAGGAAAAAUAUCUGAGGACUAUCCUUUUGUCCCUCAGAAAACAAAAUUGUUUUAAUUAAUUCUUGAUAUUAAGAGAUUAGGAACCAGGAACAUUUCAAACCUUUCUUUGGCAGUUUCUCAUUUUCUAGUAAACUUAAUUCAAAUAUUAACAUAGUAAUAAUUUCAUUAUUUUGCUUAGGCUUUUUAAAAAGUUGGUUGUCUUAUUAGUGUAGCAGUUUUACUUACUACUGUAGGAUCCUCAAAAACCUACCUGAUGUGUGCAUAAUAGCUAAUUUUUGUGUGUUUUGGUUUGAUCUAUUUUUAACUAAAUAAAAAUUUUAUGUA
This is a messenger RNA of Sarcophilus harrisii (Tasmanian devil), 3121 nucleotides long. It is a transcript of the gene HEMGN, whose product is annotated as hemogen. NCBI's taxonomy places the organism in Eukaryota, Metazoa, Chordata, Mammalia, Dasyuromorphia, Dasyuridae. Bases 79 to 2562 code for a protein of 827 amino acids. The transcript is spliced from 4 exons. The record is from RefSeq and is a predicted model, not a curated record. Gene Ontology annotation, biological process: regulation of osteoblast differentiation; cell differentiation. Gene Ontology annotation, cellular component: nucleoplasm.